Molecule: messenger RNA, 5762 nt
Organism: Centropristis striata (black sea bass)
Lineage: Eukaryota; Metazoa; Chordata; Actinopteri; Perciformes; Serranidae
Gene: trappc9
Product: trafficking protein particle complex subunit 9
Exons: 23
Coding region: 110-3565 (1151 amino acids)
Cellular component (GO): trans-Golgi network
Source: RefSeq, a predicted model, not a curated record
UUUGAAAAUACCCACCGGAUAUUUUGUUGAUUAGCGUUUGCUUGUGUUUCAAAACAUUGGUCCAAAUAAGGAAGCUGCAAAACUUGACAGGUUCACUGCUAAGCCACUUAUGAAGAUGAGCGUCCCAGACUACAUGCAAUGUGCCGAGGACCACCAGACAGUCCUUGUGGUGGUCCAGCCAGUCGGCAUAGUCCCCGAGGACCAGUUCUUCAAGAUCUACAAACGCAUCGCCAGCGUGAGCCAGGUGAGCAUCAGGGACUCGCAGCGCCUCCUCUACAUCCGCUACCGCCACCACUACCUGCCUGAAAACAACGAGUGGGGAGACUUCCAGACGCACCGCAAAGUCGUGGGCCUCAUCUCCAUCACCACCUGCGCCUCGGCCAAGGAGUGGCCCCAGACCGCCGAGCGCUUCCACGGCCAGAAGGAGGUGUACAGCUCCACGCUGUACGAUUCGCGCUUGCUGGUGUUCGGGCUGCAGGGAGAGAUCGCAGAGCAGCAGCGGACCGACGUGGCCUUCUACCCCAACUUUGAGGACUGCCCCGACGUGGAGAAGAGAGUGGACGACUUUGUGGAGUCCAUAUUUAUUGUUCUGGAGUCCAAGCGGCUUGACCGGGCUACAGACAAGUCAGGUGACAAGAUACCACUGCUCUGUGUGCCCUUUGAGAAGAAGGACUUUGUGGGUUUGGACACAGAUAGCAGGCAUUAUAAAAAGCGUUGCCAGGGGCGGAUGAGGAAGCAUGUUGGGGACCUGUGUCUCCAGGCAGGCAUGCUGCAGGACGCCCUGGUCCAUUACCACAUGGCUGUGGAGCUGCUCAGGGGGGUCAAUGACUUCCUCUGGCUGGGUGCUGCGUUGGAGGGUUUGUGUUCAGCCUCUGUUAUAUUCCACUACCCCGGAGGCACAGCGGGGAAGUCUGCAGGACGAAAGCCAAGUAUCUCGCAGCCAGCAGACGCAGGGAAACGCCACAGACCAGGGGCUCAGGAGGUUCUCAUUGACCCAGGUGCCCUCACAGCCAACGGCAUCAGUGCAGACACCAGCACUGAGAUCGGACGAGCAAAGAACUGCCUGAGUCCUGAGGACAUUAUCGAGAAAUACAAAGAGGCCAUCUCCUACUACGGAAAGUACAAGAACGCAGGCGUGAUCGAGCUGGAGGCCUGUGUGAAAGCGGUCAGGGUGCUGGCCAUUCAGAAGAGGGCGAGGGAGGCCUCCGAGUUCCUGCAGAACGCUGUUUACAUCAACCUCGGACAGUUAUCAGAGGAGGAGAAGAUCCAGCGCUACAGUAUCCUGUCCGAGCUCUACGAACUGAUCGGCUUCCAUCGCAAGUCUGCAUUUUUCAAGCGUGUUGCAGCCAUGCAGUGCGUGGCUCCCACCAUCCCGGAGCCUGGCUGGAGGGCCUGCUACAAGCUGCUGCUGGAGACGUUGCCUGGAUACAGCCUGUCACUUGAUCCCAAAGACUUCAGCAAAGGUACCCACCGAGGCUGGGCUGCUGUUCAGAUGCGCCUCCUACAUGAACUGGUGUACGCCUCCCGUCGCAUGGGCAACCCCGGCCUGUCUGUGCGCCACCUGUCCUUCCUGCUUCAGACCAUGCUGGACUUCCUGUCUGAUCAAGAGAAGAAAGAGGUGACCCAGAGUCUGGAGAACUACACCUCUAAGUGUCCGGGUGGAAUGGAGAUCAUCACCCUUCCUGAUGGGCUGAAGCUCCCUCCAGUGCCCUUUACAAAGCUCCCCAUUGUUCGAUCAGUGAAGCUGCUCAAUCUGCCCGUCAGUCUGCGUCCUCACAAAGUGAAAGGCCUGCUGGGACAGAAUAUGUCCACCGCCAGCCCCUUCAUCUACUCACCCAUCAUCAUGCACAACAGAGGAGAGGAGCGCUGUAAGAAGAUCGACUUCCAGUGGGUUCAAGGAGAUGUGUGUGAAGUACAGCUCAUGGUCUACAACCCCAUGCCUUACGAACUCCGUGUGGAAAACAUGGGUUUGCUGACAUCUGGAGUGGAGUUUGAAUCCCUGCCUGCUGCGCUGUCCCUGCCUGCAGAGUCUGGCCUGUAUCCUGUCACUCUGGUUGGCGUCCCACGUACAGCUGGCAACAUCACUGUCAAUGGUUACCACACAUCAGUGUUUGGUGUGACCAGUGAUUGCCUGUUGGAGGGCCUGUCUAGUGUGAAGACUGGUGGCUGUUUGGUGGAGGUCAUCCCCUCGCUUCCUCGUCUCCAGCUCAGCACAUCACUACCACGGUCAGCCCACACACCUCCGCCAACGUCCAAAGAGGAACUGUCGAGCACCGUGUCCGUCCAGCUUUUCAACGGAGAGACCCAGCAGCUGACCAUCACCUUGGACAACAUCGGAUCUGAGGACAUCGAGACUCUGGAGCUCACCUCUAAGAUUAUCAGCACCAAAGAAAAAGUGUUUGGGGAGUUUCUGAGCUGGGAGCUAGACGAUGCUUUGUCUCACCUGCCUCUAAAGUCUGGCCAGGCCGUGACACUGACUGUAAACAUCAAAGUCAAGCUGGACUUCUCUGGUCAGGAGAGCCUGCUGCAGGACCUCAAUGAUGAUGGGAUCAGUGUGACAGGCCUGCCGAUCUCCAGCCCGCUGCGCCAAGUCCUCAAACCCAGGUCCGAGACCAAGACCGUCUGCAGUGACUCCGGAAAGGCAGAGUACAGCCACGUUAAGACUUUGGAGGCAGUGCUGAACUUCAAGUAUUCGGGGGGAGCAGGCAAAGUGGAGGGCUACUACAGGGAGCUGUCUUUGGGAGUCCAUGUUGACGUUGAGCCAUCUGUAUUCUUCACCAGAGUCAACACCCUCCCUGCAACCAGCACCCGGCAGUGUCAUCUACUGCUCGACAUCUUCAACCCAACAGAGCAUGAGCUCACCGUCAGCGCCAAGAACAACCAGGACCUGGUUCUCCAUGCCAGUGAGUGCCAGAGGAUGGCCAUCCAGGUUGACAAGUUUGACUUUGAGAGUCUGCCACAGCCGGACCAGGAGACGGCUCGCUUCACUAACCCCAAACAGCUGGAGGAGGAGCGUCAGCAUGCCCAGGGCUGCCAGAUCAACAGCAAGCUGGGCAUCUGCUGGAGCAUCCCUUCCCUGCGGCGUCGUGGAGAGGCCAGUGUGGAGGGAGUCCUCAACCAGCUGGUCCUGGAGCACCUACAGCUUGCUCCUUUGCAGUGGGAUGUGCUGGUGAAUGGGAAGCCGUGUGACUGCGAUGUCAUUGCCGACUGUAAGGCGGGCGACGCUGUGACCCUGGAGGUGCAGCUGACCAAUCUGAGCAAGAACUCGGUGGGCCCCCUGGCUCUGACCGUGGUGCCCUAUCAGGACUACCAGAACGGAGUCCAGAACUACGAUCUGGAGGACGCGGUCACCUUCAUCGGCUCCAACACCUUCUACAUCGACACGGUUAAACCCAAAGAAAACUCUGUGUGUAAAGGUGCCCUGCUCUUCCUCUACACUGGAGAUUUCUACCUUAACAUCAAGUUCCAGGACGACAGCGCUGGACGAGAGCUUCCUUUAGCCUGGUUCACUCUGCCCAGCGUCCACAUCCGAGCCCUGGACGCUCCGCUACAGGCCGGGGCCUGAGGGCCGGCUGCCUCUCAAUCAAGAGGAGACAUUUGUUAUUGGUGUUCUCUGUAAAUACAAUAUUCUUUUGAACUGGAUCACAUGUAAAUAUGAUUUUGUUAAAGGUUACAGCAAGUGUACAGCAGAGUGCGAGCUUAUGAUAAUGUGCUAUCCAGCUAAUGAAACCGCUAACACCUGAUGAUGGUGCUUUUCUUUCUGUCCUGACACUUCUGAAAAGGGAAAAACACACCUACACUGAGAAAUGUCAUAUGUCCUACGAAAGUUCAAUCAAUAUUUGAAAACAUGAGCUACUCUUUUUCAAAGCCACAAACCAGAAGUCUGAAACUUGUGAUCGCAUAAGGUAUAAAGUCUGAAGCUGGACAAUGAAUGAAUGGACAAUGAAUGGGAGAUUUUGGUGGUUUCUUUUUAUACCCAAAUUAACAUUAAUUUAUUGGUAUUGUUCUCAGUUUGGAAAUGGAAAGUUCCCCUGGGUGCUUUCAGUGUCAUCCAAACCAUCUUUCCAAGUUCAUGGAGCAGUUCCUGACUUUAUACUAAGAGCACAUUUACACUUGGAUUUAAAAUGCAUCUUGGGCGAUCGGAUAACGAGCAGUCAGCGCUAAAUACAAGUAUAAACAGAGUCCAUUGGAUCACUCAAACCUCUUCCAGAGGUGGUUUGACAUGUAUUUUGUCGUGUGAACAUCGAUGUAUCUUGAUGCGUCCCUGACAAGGACUUAACAGGUCAAUACGUCAUCAAUGCCACAGAGCGCACGUGGUCCAAAAAAUGGAGAAGACUUUUAUCGUUACCGGGCCGUUUACAAGGGUAUGGCUAGCAAGAUAGCAACUAGAGACUUAUGUUGUUGUUAUUAUCCAAUAUUAUAAAUAUAUCUGGGGCAGUUGCACCUUCUAGUGCAGGGAAAGGCAACCUGAGGCUCCGCAGCCACAUGGGGCUCUUCAGGUCAUUUGCAGUGGCUCCCUGUGGCUGUGACAACAAAAUUAUAUGAAAUAAAACAGUUAUUUAUUUUCAUUUAAUGGAUUUUUAUCACUGGCGUAGGCCGAAAGCAAUUUGUAUUCUUUAGUUGUAAAAAUGUGUCACUUAUAUAUGGCCUUAACAUUUAAGUCGACUAAAUUGCUUACAAAAGUCUAUGGCCCGGCGCCUUAAACUCUAAAUAUUGCCAACUUCAAGUCUGGUUUUGAGUUGCAGCUUUCUCACAAAAUCAUAUCAAGAAAUGCUCAUUAUGACCUUCUAGUGAUGCUGGUAGGCUAAUUGAUUUCUAGACUUAGUAGGCUGUUUUAUCUUCAUUGUAAGGCUAAAAAAUAAGGUUUGUGGCUCCAUUCCAACAUUUUUUCUCUUUUUUUGGCCAACAGUGGCUCUUUUGUUAGUAAAGGUUGCCGACCCCUGUACUAGUGGAAGUGGUGUAGGUAGUAACAAACACAAGUGGUCAGCUGGACACCCUUGGAGAGACGCUUGAGACACACAGGUGUAAACAGCAAUGUGUCUCAUCUGUCCUCCUUUUAAUAUAAAUCAUCCAAGAUGCAUUUUAAAACCAACUGUAAACUGAGGCCAAGUGACGCUAAAAAUUAAGCACAUACGUUUUUGGAUUUCGGAGAGAGUUGUUCAUAUUUACUUAUAUUUUUGGACUGUGUUAGACCACAAGAGUGACAUGUGAAUUUUGAAAAUGGGUGUAGUUCCACUUAAGGCUCCGACCCAAAUCAGUUAUUUUUAGUGUAAUCACUGCAAUCAGUGGACUAACUUGUGGAGGUGAAGUAUAUUUGCCUUUUGCUUUUGCGUUGCAUUUAAACAUGAAUUCACACCACUGACCAACAGCAAACCAGCAAUAACACUGAUGAUCUUUGAGGGAAAGAGCCAGACCAUCAGCUCUCUCAUUAGCUUUGUUGCACCAUCUCAUUUUACAUCACCCUGCUCUGGUAGAGAAUGAACUGCUCCACAGAAAUGGUGCAGUAUGGUUUGUUUGGUCAAGAAUUGAAUGGAAGCUACAAUCACAUCUCCUGAAUUAACUGUAAAACUUUCUUCUGGUUUGAGCUAGCUAGCUAGCUAGCUUGCUAACACAUAAUUAGCUACCUGUUAGCUGGCUAGACUAGUUGCCAUGAAUGGAGACUGUCCUAAUCUUUUCCUGAAUCUUACAAAGUAGUUUUGGUUCUAACACCAAGCCAAGCCGCAAAACAUAUGUGAUGUGAAACGUGCUUUUCAAUUUCAAAA